This is a messenger RNA of Penicillium crustosum, 1275 nucleotides long. RefSeq lists its product as uncharacterized. Lineage: Eukaryota; Fungi; Ascomycota; Eurotiomycetes; Eurotiales; Aspergillaceae. The coding region runs from base 1 to 1275 and encodes 424 amino acids. The transcript has 2 exons. The record is from RefSeq and is a predicted model, not a curated record.
AUGUUUUUCAGCCGUGGAGUCAAGAAUCCUGAAUGGAUGGGCCUAGCAGGGGUCGAUAUCAAGUUCCUAGUUCUUGCACACUUUUGCAUUGCCAUGGAGGAUAUUGACACCAACAAACUGGGACGUCUUGCAAAUGUAACACCAAAGCAUGCUUUACGCGCACUCAAUUACGCCAAGCGAAACCUAUCCGCGUUAUGUAUUGCUGAUCAUAGGUUCGAGUCGACUUUGACUCGAUGGCCAUUCCCUGCUGAAGGAGGCGCAGCGGAGUCGUCCGAGUUAGAAGUCGACAAGACUCAAUCAAAGACCCAUCACCAGAACGAUAAGCGCAAAGCCUACGCCGAACGCAAGAAAAAAGGCAAGCGCGUGUCUCUGGACGGUGACAGUGAGGACAUUGAAAACAGCGAGAUCGAAGACGACGACUCUUCACUGGUGAACUUCAACCCCGCAAGUAAGACCCAACGCCGGAACACUAAACAAAAGGCCACGAGACACAACAGACACAACAAGCACUCUACAAGUCAUGAAGUGAGAAAAGGAAGGGAUAGUCCUUUGUAUGCAGGCACCAACAUCUCAUCCUCCCGCGCACGCUACCAGAAUAUCGAGCGCAACCAGGGUGUGAAGCGUGGCAGAAGCCAAUACGCGUACCAGGAUGACUCCACAGAAGAAAGUGCCGACGAGUCCUCUGGCGAAGAGAUGAACGCCACUUCUUCCCGCACAAGCCAUGGCAGAGUUAAGCGUAAGCGGCUCGGAAACCUCGGUGAACUGGAUGAUACUUCGGACAACGAUAGUGACAUGGAGGAAGAAGUCGAACGCCGACCUGCUCGAGCAUAUGCCAAGUCCGCUUCGGGCAAGACCAGGUCCCAGGCUGCGAAUCACAAGAAGCUUGACAAGAGCAACGAACUCGCCGAGUCACCGGAUAAAGACCUUGUUAGGGGAGCUAUGGAUGGUCUUACUUUGGGAGGGAAUGUGGAGGCACCGAAGACAGAUGGUCGAUCUCCCCGAGCACAUGCCAAAUCUACUCCUGUCAAGAUGUCUGUCAAGGCUAAGUCCCAGAAUGGGAAUCGCAAGAAAGUUUACAAAACCAACGGACAAGCUGAGUCCCUGGAUAAAGACGUCGUUGGGGGAGCUAUGGAUGGUCUUACUCUAGAAGUGGAUGCACCGAAGACAAACGGGCAUGCUACUGCGAGGACCACAAAGGAAAAGCACGAUGAAAAGGCUGACCCCAUGCAUGAGGAAAACGAGGAAUCUGAGGAGCCCGACGAAGAUGAUGUCUGA